UGGGUGUUUGUGUUCCAGGUGUGUGAGGAGCCCCCCUCAGUCCGCACCCCCCUGAAGGAGCCCUUCUCGCCCCUCGGAGGGGUAGUCUCCACCGAGCCCUUCCGAGGCUGCUACGUCCGCGCCCAGCCUUUCGAUGACUUCCCAUCCAGCAACCGACGCUACCUGCCCCCACAGGUGUCCUUCAAGUCGACGCGCCACGUGAGUUUCCACAUGGACGAGGAGGAGAUCGUACGGAUCAACCCCCGAAAGGACGUCCACAUCCGGGGCUACGAGGACUACCGUCACCCGGUCAUGUGGAAGCAGGAUGUGGAGAGAGACGAUCCAGACUUCCCCACCGCCUUCCACAAACUAGACGGCAAGAAAUGCGAGUACCUCUUCCCAGAGGGCCCUGGUGGAGAGCCCCACUCUGGCCCCGGCAUGGGCAUGGGCCCGACCCUGGGGCUGGGGCUGGGCAAAGACUCGUCGUCCUCCAUCAAGACCCAGCCCUCGCCGCUGCUCAAGUCCAAGAAGGGACGGCGGCGGCGGGAGGACGGCGAGCGCUCGCGCUGCAUCUACUGCCGGGAAAUGUUCAACCACGAAGACAACCGCCGGGGCCAGUGCCAGGACGCGCCCGACCCCAUCAAGCAGUGCAUCUACAAAGUCAGCUGCAUGCUGUGCGCCGAGAGCAUGCUCUACCACUGCAUGUCCGACUCGGAGGGCGACUUCUCGGACCCGUGCUCGUGCGACACGGCCGACGAACAGUUCUGCCUGCGCUGGCUGGCCCUGGUGGCGCUGUCCUUCAUGGCUCCCUGCAUGUGCUGCUACCUGCCGCUGCGCGCCUGCCACCACUGCGGGGAGGCGUGCCGAUGCUGCGGGGGCAAGCACAAGGCCGCCGGGUGAGCUCCGCACGCGGGCCCACACCACCACCCUCCCAGGUGAAGCCCCCGGCACAGCUAGCUAAACACAGGAAGCGGAUAAAAGCGGAAGAGAAAAGAAGCCGCCAAUCCUUUUUUUGUCAAUUACCUCUCCAGACGGGGCUGACAUGUUGUUGAUCCCAGCUCUGAGGGGCGUCGGGGAGAUUUGCGUUUGCGUCCGUAGCCACGAGCAACGGAGGACAAACCCUCAGCCUUCGCUAGGCUCACAGGAGGUGUUAAGUUCAGGAGCUUAACGUGAGGAGGAAGAGGCGACACGAUUAACAGACUUGGAGAUAUUACUAAACACACUCACACAGACACAUGUACAAAACACACACGCUCACACUCGUACAUAUACAGAAACCAGGCCACCAAGUCAGACUCUGCUAAAGGUAAUGUGUAACUUUAUGAAGGAGUAUCGUCUUUUGUACAGGGAGUGAAAACGACACGAUUAAUUAAAAUUUAAAAAAGAAUACAAAACUAUUGUCCGUAAAGAAAAGAAAAAACGUACUUGCUGUUUGAGUAUGCUAAAAGGGAUAUGUUCUUGCUUUUUGUGUAUUUGAAGUUGGGUAACAGUGGCCUUUCCUUCUCAACUCAAGCAUUUGCUGACAGUUAAUGAUUAGACAGAGAAAGUGCUCUAGACAUGGUACCCCCCCCCCCACCCCACCCUUCUUCAAAGGUAACCUUCUAUUCUAAUGGUACAUUAACUCCUUGAGCGUCCAUAAGCUACUUUUACAGUUCAGAGAUGUCGCUGUGUCGUUUUAGCUGUUUAUCGAAUGAUGAAAGAAAAAAAGAAGUAUAUAACACCUUAUAUUUUGCGAUGGUACAGUCUGACAUAACUUUUGACAUUCACUUAGACGUUAGAAUGGUUUCUUGUAUUGGCACCACAAUUUAGACUGUUUAAUUACAUUCUGUGAUAAAGGGAUCGAUUCCAUGAGCAGAAGGGAAUGACAGGGAUAGAUUUGCUAUCCUCCAUCCCCUAAAACACGUUAAAAACAAAUAACAUGAAUGCAUCUUAGAUUACUGUACCUAAGACCAAUAUGUCCAUGUACUUUACCAGAAUUCAAUUAGCUUGACUUUUCACAUUUGCUUCAUGGUUAAACUGGUGUUUUUGUUUUGUUUCACUUUUUUCUUCCUUUUUUGCUCCUGCUCAUUUUCUUGUCAUUUUGAACGUAAAGCUGAAGUUUUGCUCAACCAGCAAGUUUUUAGUUCAACAUAGGUGAAUACGGGGAUUUGUACAAUAUAACCCUUUUGUAGAAUAAUGAGGCACUUAAAUUUGACUAGUUCUCGAGGGGAAAUAAUUCUCUGUCUUAGAAUCAGUCUGCAAUCCGAAAUCACCGGAUAAACACAAAUUGUGAUAUAAGAAAAAGCCCACUUUGAAAGCACUGGUCUGGUCUCCAAGCUUUGGUUCCAGCUCCCUCUCUAAAUUCCAAAAGUCCUGUCUGUCUGUCUGUCUGUCCUGUGUUAUGCAUUGGUAUGGAAGAUGAAAACCUGCUGUCAUUUUAGAAGGUCACCCCGGGUCCACCGUCUGACGGUGAGCCACACUAGCCCAGUGGAGCGUCAGUGGAGGCAUCGUCUUCCCUGUCUCUUCAGGAUGUACACUUGUACUUUUGUGGGUGGGUGUUUCUGUAUGGACAUGCAAGGAGAUAUACAUGGUGUUCUAACUAGGCUAUCUUUUAUUGACUCAUGACAAUUCUGACAAGAUAUUCUCCAGAGGUAUAAUAGGUAGAUAGCUAGCCCUGGUCGGACCCCAGUUUAAUAUUCCCGGAACAACAAAAUGUAUUGUUCAUGACUUAAGUGCAAACACAAAGACUGUGUUUUUCGGAAUUGGUAUUCAAUUCCUGUUCAAAGUAAUUACAAGUAACGAUCACCAUUUCUAAUUAUGGGCUCUAUCAAAUUAAAGCCAUGCAAUGUACCCAUAGAUAUGCAUCCCCUCCUCCCUCCAUCCACACCUGGAAAACAGGAAGUGACAUGCAGCCUGUUCUCCUGGCUGGAUGAGAGGGAAGGGGGAAACCACUUGUUCCCAAUUCCAGCUCUAAUAUGCCGGGUCUGUGGCACCAACCCUCAUUAAUUUCUAUGCAAACUAUAUUUACCAUAGGGAACACAUAGACCUCUUUCCAGAGUCCCUAUAGACAGUGACUGGGACACUUUGACGCUAGCUAGCUUGCUAGGAAGGCAGGUAGGUAGGUAGGUAGGUAGGUAGGUAGGUAGGUAGGUAGGAAGGUAGGUAGACAAUGUACAGCAGGGCUCUCAAUUCUUUUCAAAAGUUUGGUCUGAGAUUACCAUACCUGUCAACAUUUGGGUACAAAAAUCGAGGAGACCGGGGGGGGGGGGGGAUAUUUCUGAUUGGCUGGUAGGUGGCAUUUAACUCUGUAUAACUCGAGAUAACUAUCAACUUGACGGAAAACUUCCCUCACUAUGCCGGCGCCUUGUCCAUUAAUUGUAUAUAGCGGGACACGUAUUUCCUUACUUCUCAGCGUGAAAAAUAAAAGGUGUUGCGUGAGAAAUGGUUGAUGAGAAAUGAUUGAAGUGCGUGAGUCUCACGGCGAAUGCGUGAAACUUGAGAGCCCUGAUGUACAGUAACAUGAGCCCAGGUACAGCAGCAAAUUCCAAACGCGUGUAAAUAAGUAACACUAUAUUUAAAUACUGAUCAUAAUCCCAUUUGAACAUGAAUAGAUACAGCUGUAUUUAUCCCUGCUGUCAGUAUAUACUGUAGCUUCAAUUGACAGCAUUAUGUACAUAGGUCACCUUUUAGUAUUAUUUCACAUUGAAAAGUAGAGGGCGUUUGUGAAGGAAAUGACUAUUGAGCUUUUAAUAGUUUCUUUCUAGUUUUGUACGGAGGAAGGAGGAUAGGGCUAACGGUA
Molecule: messenger RNA, 3757 nt
Organism: Hypomesus transpacificus
Lineage: Eukaryota; Metazoa; Chordata; Actinopteri; Osmeriformes; Osmeridae
Gene: spred1
Product: sprouty related EVH1 domain containing 1
Exons: 2
Biological process (GO): negative regulation of MAPK cascade; multicellular organism development
Cellular component (GO): membrane
Molecular function (GO): protein kinase binding
Source: RefSeq, a predicted model, not a curated record